ACUAUCCACAACUUCAGCAAGCUCGGGAUCGAUCUUAUCACGGGGGUCCACACUGGCGGGAAGAAGGACCCGGAGCUGUCGGAGAGCUUGUUGCACACGAAAAUCCAGCACAUGCGUUGGCUUAUCAUCGACGAGGUGGAGAACGUGUCCGUGGAGCUGCUGGACGCCGUGCACAGGCAGGUGAAGGACUCGACGAGGGACAAGGGGAACCCGUGGGCCGUGGACGCACGCGCCCUGGAACAGUUCGCCAUGUUCGGCGGACUCAGUAUUGCUGCCAAUCCUUUCAUGAAGCGGCCCGCCAACGUCGGCCGCAUACUCGAGAUGUUUUGGACAGAGGGCUUGCCGCACUCGGCGAUUCACCGCUACGCCCUGACCCAGUCGCACCGCUGCUCAGACCCGUGGUCGGGGAGCUUCCUCGCAGAAGCGCGCGCGGGGAGUCUGUCGGACAGAAUGUGCGAUUUCGUCCACGGCUUCCCCGCUGAUGUGCCCGGCUCCUGGAUGCUCGUAAGCCCCGGCAGCGCCGAGGCCUCGACGGGGCACCUCGGCUGCGGGAAAGCGAAGUGCCGCGCGCUCUGGUUAGCUCAGUGGCCGCGGACGUUCGGAGAGGGUCGGCCCUGGCAGGACAUGCGAGCUCUUGAGGCUGCCGCGUCGCCUCUCAGAGCGAUGCCAGACAGCGGGAGGUCGAAGGAGCCCCUUGCCAACGCCAGGCAGAACUGGCUGAUGUACCCGGAAAACAAGACUGGCGGAGUUCCGGGCGUGCUUCCGAUCUUCGAAGGGAUGCGCGCGCGCUUCACGACCACGGAGAAUGCGGAGGCGGGGGCCUGCAAGCAUUCCUGGGGGACAGUGAAUGGCUGGGUUCUCCACCCGGACGAUUCGAAGCUGGUGAAGGAGCAGAGGGCCGAGCCGGAGCUGGUCCUGCAGCACGUGCCCGAUGCGAUCAUGGUGAGAAUUUCAGGAAGCGCGGCCCCCCGCUUCGGCAAUCAGCCUGCUGGCGCCUUCCCGGUGAAGCUGAAGGAAGUGUCCUGGGAUCGCAGUCCCGGCUUCAAGGCCAUGGUGAAGCGCACGGGUUCCCCGCUCGCCCCGCGCUUCGCCGCCGCGGCCCACUGCGUCACCGGCCCCGCUCUUCCGAAGGCCAUCAUCGACUUCCUGGACGCGCGGACGACGCCCCGUUCGUCCAUGGCCCCCACUGGCUACGUGGCCAUCAGCCGUGCCAGGGGGGCGGACGACCUGAUCAUCACCCAGCCUUUUUCCCCCGUGCUGUUCCGCCAGGGGCAUCAGACGGGCCCGUGGCUCCUGCGCUCCCUUGCAGCCGGGGAGAUGGCGACGGAACAGGCGAAAGCCGGUUGGGCCAAGGCAGAGAGGGAAGCCGCGUCCAGGUCGUCGAAGAAGUUGGUGGGCGCCACGUUCCAGUGCGCCGACUGCCGCCGGCGAAAAAAAAAGACCGGCAAUUUCCCAGACAGUGGCAUGAGAACGAGCGACCCCCUGGAGCACGCCGUGGCGGUGCUGAGCCGGGGGGCCUGGAGGAGGUGCGCCCUCUGCGUUCAGAAGCGGACCUCUGCUUCGGGCGCACCUGCCGCGGCUGCAGCGCCGUUCGCCGCGAAAGGCAGAGACGUGCUCGUCUGUGAUCGCUGCAUGGGGCCCGAACAAUUGACGAAUUUCCGACGCAGUGAGGUGAAUGACCCGAAAGGCAGAGGCGCGCUGGACCUCGCCGUUUGCGUGGCGUGCACCCCGGAGAGGCAGCAUUUCAACGUGUUGUCGGCGGCCCGCCGGUUGAAGCGUCGUAGCUGUAAGGGGGACAUGCCCGCGGAGCAGUUCGAUGCAGCUUUUUUUAAGAUGCACAAGAGCGUCAAAGACGCCGCGUGCCUCAAGUGUCUGGACGAAAAAUGGGAGCCCUUCUGCAAGGGGGGCUGGGGUGCAAGGCCUCCAGAACGCGUGGAGUACAGCGCCAGUUUCUGGUGCGAGUCGUGCAAAUUUCCGCCGCGCGCGAGAUGUGGCUCGGCUCCGCGGCCGAAGACGGCCAAGUACAGAGUCUGGAACAUGAGAGAGUGGACCUGCGCUCAGUGCCGGGAUCCGUGCAGGGAUUUGAAAUGCGCGCGGUGCUCGGCAGUGUUUAG
Molecule: messenger RNA, 2114 nt
Organism: Prorocentrum cordatum
Lineage: Eukaryota; Dinophyceae; Prorocentrales; Prorocentraceae
Source: the annotation of a GenBank genome assembly